Molecule: messenger RNA, 2825 nt
Organism: Prosopis cineraria
Lineage: Eukaryota; Viridiplantae; Streptophyta; Magnoliopsida; Fabales; Fabaceae
Exons: 4
Coding region: 136-2580 (814 amino acids)
Source: RefSeq, a predicted model, not a curated record
GAGUCAUGGGAAAAAGAAAUCGCGAUAAAAAACAUGACAUGGCAGUGGAGAAUAAUGGUACUGGUGCUAGUACCAGUCAUCAUGGAAGAUCUUGGAACAUUCUUAAUAUUAUGAAGUAUCAUCACUGGCCUCAUAAUGUCAAGAAAAGGCUCACACACAAGAAGAAUAGUGGUGGAAAAAAUCCUGCCUAUAUUACAAUCACAAGCACUCUUUCACAUUGUAGCAGUUGAUGGCCCAGGUAGAGCUGACGAUUUGCAGGACUAUGGGCCCAACUCAAAAUUAUCUAGUGUUGAAGAAAUGCCAGUACAAUCCACUUCACUGGCCAAACACUCUGUUAAAGCCAGACUGAAAGCACUUGUUACGGAUGAGAUAGCCAGAAAGAACAAGUGUCAACAUAAAAGAAGUUCAACCUACCCUGUAAAGCCAAAACCACCAAACCAGCCCAUUCCCAUUCCCAACUUAGAUCAUUCAGAACUUAAUCUUGUCUCUGAAAAUAAUCCCAAAAUGGUUCCACACAUUACUGACAUGUUGGAGGAGGAUCUGCCACUAGCAAGCUCAACAGCCAAUAAAGAGAUCUGUGUAGAAUGUGGGACCAUGUUUUCUAGGGAUUCAAUGGAGGAUGAUAAUAAUAGUAUGGUUCAUAAGCAUCACAAGCCACCAUCAGAAUAUCACAGAGCAUUUAUGAAGGAAACACUGAGCUACGAAGAGAAAGCAAUGCAUGCCAAGUUACUUACAACUGACGUCUCACCUUUUCUCUUCAAGGAUUUCUUGGAUGCUCUUGACAUGAUAAAUUCAAAUAAGGAUUUUUUGUUAAAAUUUUUGCAGCAUCAACGUUCUCCUCUAGGAUGCCACUUUCCUAACCAACAACAGGCAGCAUCAACAGGAAAAUUGAGACUGAAUAAGUCUAUUUCAUUUCCGGUACCUGGUUCAUCAUCAUCCACAAUCAAAGGACAAAACACAGACAAAAAACCAGAUGAAAUGUUCAUAUCAAGAGAUGUGAAAAGUGAUAGUCAAACACAAAUUGCAAUAUCCCAGUUUGAAUCUUCAGAAAAAAGUGACCAGCAGCCUGUGUCAUUGAACUCUUAUUAUGCAUCAGUACCAUCCCAGGUUAGAAAUCCUAGGGCUAUUAAGCGUUUCAAGGAUCUUAGACAGAAGGUAAAACAUGUUCUUGAAGAGAGCAAAAAUGAGAAACGCCGUAUAGCCAUGGAUGCUGUAUAUCACAAAGUUCCUCAUGGAAAUAAACUUCCCAUAGAAUCUAACAAGAUUCCCAGAUGUCCUACAGAUUUUAUUUCAGCAAUUGAAUCUCGCAGCUUUAAAAAGCAUCAAAUAUCUCCAAUGAGGACUUCAUCUUUGAAUGAGUCAGUUUGGACAUAUUCUCAGCUUUAUGAUACUUGUUUUAACAAAGCAGCUAAGUACCCUAGAUCUGAAAGGUUAAAGUUGAAAGUAGAAGAGAAAAAUUCAGUACUAAGGACCCCAAAAUCCUUUCAAAGGUUUCUUUCACUACCUAAUCUUAAAGAUUACUUUUCUCAAAAUGAGGAGCCUUCUUCGAUUUUACCUCCACAGAUUCCUAUUAGAAAAUUUAGAGAGAGAACCACUAGUCCAAGUACUAGUGUGGACAACAUCACAACUCCAGAAAGUGUUUUAAAAGGUGUCCAAAGAGAUAUAGCCACCAGAAGCGAUAUAGGGGUGGUAUCAGAUGAAGAAGACAAGGACUCAAAUCAGAAUGAAAGCAUAGGAAUUGAUGAUUAUUUUGGAAAGUUAAGUGACAGUGAUGUCAAUGAAUCAACUUCUAUGGUGGCUGAAACAAAAUCAAUCUCCUUCUCCGGCUCUAGCUUCCUGGAUGAUUCAAUUAGCUCUGAUGGGAAGCUGUCUUUACCAAAAGAAUCAGAAGUAAAUCCAUGGCCAACAGAUGGGUCUGAUCACCUGACAGAGCAAUUACUAGGGCUUGACAUUGGAGACUAUCAUGAAGUGGUGAGCAGUGAAGAUGAUUUUCAGAAAUUUGUGUUUCAGAACAAGAAGCACUUGAACGUGGGAAUUCCUGACCUCGAAGUAGAUGCAAACAGUGAAGCUGAAUUUACCUAUGUGAAAGGUGUAUUAGAGCUAUCAGGGUUAUCCACAAGUCAUGAAUCACUUGGGACAUGGUUUUCCGAUGAACAACCAGUUGAUCCCACAGUGUAUGAUGAACUAGAAGGUUGCUUACUGUUUGAUCCUGAAAGUUCUAGAAUUGAAGAAGCUGCUGGUGCUAAUCAUUGUAACCAUUUGCUUUUGUUUGAUUUGAUCAAUGAGAUAUUGAUUGAGAUUUUUGAAAGAUCAUACAGUUACUACCCAAAAUCCUUGUCUUCUCUGUCUCAUGUUUACCCAAUACCAGUGGGAGAUCAAGUUCUAAGACAAGUGUGGACACUAGUCAGGUGGUAUCUGAACAUAAAUUCAGAGUUUUAUCCAUCUUUGGAUUACCAUGUGAGCAGGGACUUGGCAAGAAGUGAUGGCUGGAUGAAUCUCCAGUUUGAUUCUGAAUGUGUGGGACUUGAGCUAGAUGACUUGAUUUUUAAUGAUCUUUUGGAGGAGGUCAUCUGCAACUGAAGCUGUGUGUGUGUGUGUGUGAGAGAGAGAGAGAGAGAGAGAGAGAGACCUUUUAAUGACCUUUUGGAGGAGAUCAUCUGCAACCGAGGCUGUGUGUACGUGUGUGUGACCUUUCAUGCCAUAAGGAGAUAGUUUGUGAUGCAUAUCUUAUUUGGAUCUUUUAUGUAAUAAUUUCCUGUAUAUAAAUUGGCCAAAUUACUGAUGGUGACUGGAUCAAGUGAGACUAAAUAGCAUGCAUUAAUUUU